Molecule: messenger RNA, 1992 nt
Organism: Zingiber officinale
Lineage: Eukaryota; Viridiplantae; Streptophyta; Magnoliopsida; Zingiberales; Zingiberaceae
Product: inorganic phosphate transporter 1-6-like
Exons: 2
Coding region: 5-1861 (618 amino acids)
Biological process (GO): transmembrane transport; phosphate ion transport
Cellular component (GO): membrane
Molecular function (GO): phosphate transmembrane transporter activity
Source: RefSeq, a predicted model, not a curated record
GUCUAUGAAAUGCUCAGUAUAUUCCACCAAAAAGAUUCCGUGCAACCGUCGAUGCGUCUAUUACAGCAUUUCUUGCGUCUCCAUCUUCUCAUCCAUCAUUGGAUCCUCUUCCCGUAUUCGAUCAUCCCAUUGUCUUCGGUUCUUCGAUUGGAUUAAUCGCAGAGAUUCAUUUGAGAUAAAGAGAAUCAAGAGGAAGACGUACUCAGUGUCAAGCAUGGCGCAGGAGGAGGAGCAGCACCAACAGCCGCAGAAUCUCCAAGUGCUGAGCGCCUUGGACGCGGCGAAGACGCAAUGGUACCAUUUCACGGCCAUCGUCGUCGCCGGAAUGGGAUUCUUCACCGACGCCUACGACCUCUUCUGCAUCUCCCUCGUCACCAAGCUCCUAGGCCGCAUCUACUAUCACGUUGAUGGUUCCCCCUCCCCGGGCUCCCUCCCGCCCCACGUCUCCUCCUCCGUCAACGGCGUCGCCUUCGUCGGCACCUUCUCCGGCCAACUAUUCUUCGGCUGGCUCGGAGACAAAUUGGGCCGUAAGAGCGUCUACGGCAUGACCCUCGUCCUCAUGGUCGUGUGCUCCCUCGCCUCCGGCCUCUCCCUCGGCCACUCCGCUGCCGGCGUUAUGACCACCCUCUGCUUCUUCCGCUUCUGGCUCGGCUUCGGCAUCGGCGGCGACUACCCGCUCUCAGCCACCAUCAUGUCGGAGUACGCCAACAAGCGCACACGCGGUGCCUUCAUUGCCGCCGUCUUCGCGAUGCAGGGCUUCGGCAUCCUCGCCGGCGGGACGGUCGCCAUUGCCGUUUCCGCCGCGUUCGACCGCUUCUUCCCCGCUCCUCCAUACUUCGUCAAUCCCGCCGCCUCCACCAAUGCCGCGGCCGACUACGCCUGGCGCAUCAUCCUCAUGUUCGGUGCCUUGCCAGCGGCUCUCACCUACUAUUGGCGGAUGAAGAUGCCGGAGACGGCGCGGUACACCGCGCUGGUGGCGCGGGACGCGAAGCGGGCGGCCGCUGACAUGGCGAACAUCCUCAAGGUGGAGGUGGAGAUCGAGGAGGAGCAGACGAGGGUAGAGCGCAUUACGUCGAAUAGCUUCGGGCUGUUCUCGAGGGAGUUCCUUCGUCGCCACGGGCUGCACCUGCUCGGCACCGCAUCCACCUGGUUCCUCCUCGACGUCGCCUUCUACAGCCAGAACCUGUUCCAGAAGGACAUCUUUAGCGCCGUAGGGUGGAUCCCCAAUGCGGCCACCAUGAGCGCGCUCGGCGAGGUCUACCGCAUCGCGCGGGCUCAAACCCUAAUCGCACUCUGCGGCACCGUGCCUGGCUACUGGUUCACGGUGGCAUUCAUCGACGUGCUCGGCCGAUUCGCGAUCCAGGUGCUAGGAUUCUUCAUGAUGACCGCCUUCAUGGUCGGUCUCGCUGUGCCCUACCACCACUGGACAACGGCCGGGAACCACGUUGGGUUCGUCGUCCUGUACGGGUUCACCUUCUUCUUCGCUAAUUUUGGGCCCAACAGCACGACCUUCAUCGUACCGGCGGAGAUCUUCCCCGCCAGGCUGCGAUCGACGUGCCACGGAAUCUCAGCAGCGGCGGGGAAGCUGGGAGCGAUGGUGGGGGCGUUCGGGUUCCUGUACCUGGCGCAGAACCCGGACCCUGCGAAAACGGACGAGGGAUACCCACCUGGGAUCGGGGUGAGGAAUUCGCUUUUCCUGCUCGCGGGUUGCAACCUUCUGGGGAUGGCGUUCUCAUUUCUGGUGCCAGAAUCGAAGGGCAAGUCGCUGGAGGACAUCUCCGGCGAGAACGAAGGGGAGGAGGAAGCGGCGGCGGCGUCUGCGGAUGUGUACCACAACAGAACCGUGCCCGUCUCAGUGUAAAAUAGAUUGCUAUUGGCUGCUAUUCUGGGGCGUGGUCUAUACAGAAUAUAGGAUCUCUUGUUAAAUUUCAUUUCCCCUAUUUCUUUUCUUAAAAUUGAUGCAAAAACAUGUUCGUGUAAUCGUGAUUGAAU